Molecule: messenger RNA, 1254 nt
Organism: Selaginella moellendorffii
Lineage: Eukaryota; Viridiplantae; Streptophyta; Lycopodiopsida; Selaginellales; Selaginellaceae
Product: probable fructokinase-4
Exons: 5
Coding region: 50-1246 (398 amino acids)
Source: RefSeq, a predicted model, not a curated record
UGCCCAGUCAAAGCUAAACCCCCUUGGGCGCUAGGGCUUUUGAGCGCCAAUGUCGUCUACCGCUGCUGGCGCCGCGAGCCUGGCGGCCGCCGCCGUCGACAAGCCAUGGAGGAGGCAAGCGGCGGUGGUGUGUGGGUGUGGGAGCAAGGCCGAUGUAGCCACUCUGGGCAACCUGUGUGUGGACAUCGUCCUCGAUGUGCCCUGCCUUCCGCCAUCCAACCCAGCUGCCAAGCUCAAAUUCCUGCGUCACCUCGAGUCCUGCCCGCCCGACGAGAGUGCGUGGGAGGCCGGUGGCAUUUGCAACUUCACCAUUGCGGCAGCCAGGUUGGGCCUCGAGUGCGUGACCAUCGGCCACAUUGGAAGCGAGCCCUUUGGCAAGUUUUUGAGCAGGAUCCUGGACAAGGAGGGCGUGGACGUGGCCAGGAUCAGCGCAGACGUGACCUCCGACUUUGAUGGCAGCACGCUAGUCUGUUGGGUGCUCGUGGACCCCGAGCACCAGCACGCGUUUUGUAGCCGGUUCGACUUCAACAAGGCUCCAGUGCUGGACAAGAUGCACAAGCUGCCCCCCAAAGCGGAGUCCGUCAUACAAAACUCGAAAGCGCUCCAUUUCAAUGGCUUCGCCUUCGACGAGCUGCUGCCUUCCGCUAUCCUCUCGGCGGUGGACUGCGCUCACGCGGCGGGCAACGCUGUCUUUUUCGAUCCGGGCCCGAGAGGCGAGUCGCUGUUUAGACAGGAUCGGAGCACGCUGGAACGAAUUCUUACCCUCAGCGAUGUGCUGCUUCUGACAGCCGACGAGGCUGCGACGCUGACCGGAAUAGACGACCCCUACGCUGCUGCCACAGCUCUCCUGGACAAUGGAAUGCACACCAAAUGGGUGAUUGUGAAAAUGGGAGCUCAAGGGUCGCUCAUGGCGGAUCGUCAAGGCUGCCACCACGUCCCAGGAUUCAAGGUUGACGUGAUCGACACAGUGGGCUGUGGUGAUAGCUUUGCGGCGGCGGCGGUGUUGGGCUACAAUUGCGGCUUGCCUGCCACCACCACCCUGACGCUUGCAAAUGCCGUGGGUGGCGCCACCGCCAUGGGUGGCGGAGCUGGUCGCAAUGUGGCCACCGUCUCAAAGGUUCACAGGGUGCUAUCUGACUCCGACUUUGACGGUGACAAUAAUUCCCUGGCUAAUCUUCUCCUCAGAAAGGACACGGCGUCUUUACUGGACAAGCUUGUUACGUGCUCCUGUAAACUUACCAAGUGAAGCUGCCA